AUGGACGACCGAGGGUUCAUUCUUGACAGCGACGCAUCCCCCCAAGACGUGUACAGUACCUUGCAGUCGACCGAGAUUCGCACAUUGCUCAUCGAGCCCGGAUCCAGGGGAAGCCCUAUCGUCUGCGAGCUGCAGGUGAUCCCUUCGCCGCAGAGCAGCCAGUAUGAAGCCCUGUCAUACGUGUGGGGAGAUACGACCCGGUCGACUUCAAUAUCUUGCAACGGAUUCGAGUUCCCCGUCACGGAAUCUCUUCAUUCGGCGCUUCUCCAUCUCCGUUACGCAGACUCUUGGAGGCGACUGUGGGUAGAUCAGCUCGGGAUCAAUCAGGCCUCUCAUGAGGAGGUCAUGAAGCAAGUCUGCUUGAUGGGCACCAUCUACUCGUCAGCCAGUCGUGUAAUCGUCUGGCUUGGUAGACACGACAGGAAAAUGACAAGGGCAUGGAAUGUCCUCCAGGAGACGACAGUCAGCUCGAGUCUGGUGCGCUCUGACUUUUUGUCGCCCUCGUCGCAAACAGCAACACCACAAAGGCCUUCCGGGUCGCGCAGAUCAAGCAGCAACUCCGCUUCUUCCGUCUCCAAAUACUCGAAGCGGGCAUCGUCGUCACGGGAGAGUCUCGCUUCGUCAACAUCCAGCCUCAACAGUCUGACGCCAAAACGGCCGACGAACAGACGCCACGAGACGCCACCUGGCCUGAGGAGUGUGCUCUCAAUAUUUCAACACGUCUGGUUUCAUCGCAAAUGGACCUUUCAGGAGAUCAUACUCGCCAAAGCGGCAAUCAUAUGCUCUGGUGAUUUGGAGAUGGCGUGGAGCGAUCUCACCUUGUGGUAUUUUCAUUACGCCUCAAAACUCCGCAGCACUAGCAUCUUGUAUGAUUCACAGGGAUUCUUUGAGAGUAUCAUGGACGUCCGAAGUGAAUUGGGCAAAGGAAACUUGAGAUUGAGCAACCUACUGAUGGUCACGAGGCCCAGGCUGAGCACGAAACCCGAAGACGCCGUCUACGCACUUUUGGGAUUGAUGCCAGGCCUGGUUUGCUCAUUGGACAUACGUCGUUCGACGAGUCGCGACGACAUGGAUAGGCACCAUCACGACCAUAUCUAUGAACUCUACCUGGCUGCGAUGCGAGACUGCCUCGAAAAGGAAAAUGAUCUGGCCAUCUUGAGUGCCGCGGGGGUGUACAAGGGGAAUACGCAUCCCAGCGGUUGGCCAUCAUGGUUGCCUGACUGGAGACAGCAAUUGCCACUGCGGCCCCUGAUACUAACUGAACAACAUGAUCUCGGCCCCGAAGCAGCUUUCGACGAGGAGACUUUCGGGGAUGCCACACCCAAAGACCCCUCCCAAGAAUCCCCCGUGUAUGAAUUCACACUCCGCCGUCGUCACGACAACCCUGCAUCCGUCUUGCACCAACACCUGGCUGUUCGUGGGAUUCGCUUAGGCUGUGUCGUUACCCGUACAGCAUCUUGGCCCAGUACCUUCUUCGUGGCUGAUCCUUCAGCACUGAGCUCGUUGGGCAAGACGAUCGACCAGGCGGGGGAAGGCGAGUUCGCUCGACCACUGUCUUCCCUGGCGACACAGACACGUGGAUCUCUGUUUCAGAAGUUCUCGUCAGAUACGGCUCAAACGUAUUCCCACAGGCUCAUUUCGCGGUCGCUCAAUAGUGAUCCCCGAUGCCAGCCCAUUCGGACUUCAUCAAUGGCAGAAGCAGGAGACUGGGUUUGUGCUCUGAACGGGGGCCGCGUGCUGUACAUCCUCCGUCCAUUAAGCGAGCCUGACCCUCCGGAUUGGCGGCAGCCUCAGCGAAGUGGGAGGCUGUCGAAUGUGCUUCGCAAUUCCACGCCUAUGACCCCGUCGCCUAAAGAUGCAGAAGGGUCUUAUCAUCGAUGCAUUUUUAUCGGCGAAUGCUCCAUCCACGGUCUCAGACCAGCGGACAUACUGGGCCCAGAACCAGCGUUGAUGUCGUUUGAACUGGCAUGA
This is a messenger RNA of Exophiala spinifera, 1971 nucleotides long. RefSeq lists its product as uncharacterized. The coding region runs from base 1 to 1971 and encodes 656 amino acids. The transcript has a single exon. The record is from RefSeq and is a predicted model, not a curated record. NCBI's taxonomy places the organism in Eukaryota, Fungi, Ascomycota, Eurotiomycetes, Chaetothyriales, Herpotrichiellaceae.